Messenger RNA from Myzus persicae (green peach aphid), 1168 nucleotides. Its product is annotated as T-cell acute lymphocytic leukemia protein 1-like. NCBI's taxonomy places the organism in Eukaryota, Metazoa, Arthropoda, Insecta, Hemiptera, Aphididae. The record is from RefSeq and is a predicted model, not a curated record. Gene Ontology annotation, molecular function: protein dimerization activity; DNA-binding transcription factor activity, RNA polymerase II-specific; RNA polymerase II cis-regulatory region sequence-specific DNA binding. Gene Ontology annotation, biological process: regulation of transcription by RNA polymerase II. The transcript is spliced from 3 exons. The coding region runs from base 322 to 759 and encodes 145 amino acids.
UCUGAAUCAGAAUAAAAUAUUCAUUUUAUAAAUGUUGCAAAAAAACUUAAUAAGACUUAUAGGUAGUUCACUAUUUUGGUACCUAUCCGAAUUAAUCUGUGAAAUAUUCAUGUGCAAAUAUCUAUUAGAAAAAAAAUCAACCUUGAAUUGAAUGUAAUAAUUAUGUUGUUAUCAAUUACAUUUUAAACAAUAAGUAUUUUGUGUUAAUACAUACGGGUAUAGUCUAUGGAUAAAGAUAUACUAAAACUUUGUUGAGUUUUCGUUUCUUGACUUACACAGCAGUCAGCCCAAUAUGUUUAGAUUUAUUUAAGUUUUUCAAUCAUGCCAAAAAAUCAACAAACCCAACAAAUAUUGAACGAUACAAGAGAUGAUUCGUCUUCAUCUCGGGUCGUCAUGCUGUUCGGAUCAGACGAAGAAUGUGACUUAACUUCAGACGACUUAACUUCCGGCGAUGAAGAUGUGUUGUCUAUAAAUCAAUUGACUGGGGUCCGACGGUUCCCAGUACCAGAUUCCCGAAAACCGUGUACCGUAACCAAUUCCCGGGAACGCUGGCGCCAACACAACGUCACCGGUGCCUUUGCAGAACUUCGUAAAUUGGUACCCACUCACCCACACGAUAAAAAAUUAUCAAAGAAUGAAAUUUUAAGGAUGGCUAUCAAGUACAUUCGCCUUUUAAGUGGUGUCCUCGAAUGGCAAGAGAAUCAACAAGAUUUCAGCAAUAAUAAUGAAGACUGCAUGGACAACAAUGUGUAUUUAUAAUUAUAAUUUGUAUGGCAAAAGAAAAUAUUAGGUACAUCAUUAGAUACUUUACUAUAAUAAUGCGACAUGAUAAUAUAGGUAAUUUAAAUACGCCUAGGCGAAAAGACGCACGGAAAUAAAUGUCCUUGCGACUAUGUUUGGACUGCAUAAUUAAUUUUUAUGUUCUAAAAAUCAAAGAUUUAAGCCGUACGCCAUAGCCGGUAGGACGUAGGUAGAUUAGCCAUAUAGAAGUAUUCUUACAUAUAAAUUAUAACAGUUACAACAUAAUACCUUUGUUACCUCGACUUAAAGUUACACCUACUCUCAAUGUUUAUGAUUAAUUAAUUAAUAUUAAGUGCUGGAGGUCGCUACCAGGUAACACCUCCAAUCCUCAAAUAAAUUAUCAAUAUAUUUAUUAUUGACAUUGUCA